CUCCAGCUAUAGUACCUGGUUCACGCUUAACAUUUCAAAUACGUGUUUAGUUAAGUUGUAGGGCAAGGCAAUAUGGCGGAAGCUGCUGUUGUGGAGUCUCCAAUUCAGAAAUUUUUUUGUCAUAAAUGCACGCAAGAAAUCAACCUUGUUUUGCCUGACUUCACAUGCCCACGUUGCCAGAGUGGGUUCAUUGAAGAGCUGUCAGAGGGACUCCAUGAUAAUGCAAGUGAAGAUCCUGAUGAAGAUUUUGACAUGGAAUACCAUAUUAGGGAGGUAGGUAGAGCCAAACUAGAUAUUAUGGGUAAAUACUAAAGUAAGUUUGUUUUCCAACCUGGUGGAGAUGUAAUAAAGGCUAGAUUUUGCCCUUUGAAGGUUCAAAACACAUCACCAAGUGGAGGUUUGGACCUUUGAUAGUACUAAUUUGCAUAAUUUACUGAUGAUGUAAUAGUAAUUGCUAGUUUAUAUUUGAUUGAAAAUCCUUUUAGUUUGCAAGAAAUCCAUAUAAAUGAAAUAAAUUUAUUCACAUGUAGUUAAAAAAUUCAUUAUAACACAAGUAAUCAUAUUUUUAUAUUUGAAAUAAAAGAUGCCUGUUGUUUAUGUAUUUGAUGCUACAUGGGAUACUUGUAUUGCUACAUACAAGAAGCUUGUAUUGUCAGUUAAAAGAACAGCAGCUGAUUUAAACAAAAUGGAUUUUAUUCAGCAGUCACUAUUCCAAGCAGGUAAAUAGUGAGUCUUUUUAAAAUAAAGUUGUUGAUAAAUUAAAUGCACCUAAUAAACAUAAUGAUAAAUAAAUAGCUAAAUAGAACAGAGUAACAUUAACAUUUUGGAUAGAUGACAAUAAAAAGUUACAGGAGAAAGUGUUAUUAUCAGUUACAGCCUUUGUUUUUAUCAACAUUUUUGUUUAAUUAUACAUACACUUUGAAUAAAGACAUCAGCCAAAUGGAUAAAUAUUAAUAAAGAUAAAUAUAAAUAAGCAGCAAAACAGAACAGAGUAAACAGUAACACUUUAAUAGAAAAUAAAUAUGGCCCUUCUUAUGUCUUUUAUGCUAGAUAUGCAGUGCAUUUUAUUGAACCAAUAUGGCUGCUAAAAGUACCCCCAUGCUUCAUCAUAAUGAUCUGCUGUGAUGUAUGUAAGGAGCCAGUGUUGAAUUCAGGGGGUGUACAGGAGGAAUCCCCUCAUGCAAACAAAUCCCCCCCCCCUGAAGUACAGUAUCUGAGCCAGUGUUGAAUUUAGGGGGGUGUACAGGAGUAUCCCCCAUGCAAACAUAUUCCCCCCCCCGUAGUACAG
Limulus polyphemus (Atlantic horseshoe crab) is the source of this 1288-nucleotide messenger RNA. RefSeq names its product E3 ubiquitin-protein ligase RNF126-B-like. The record is from RefSeq and is a predicted model, not a curated record. Gene Ontology annotation, molecular function: ubiquitin protein ligase activity. Lineage: Eukaryota; Metazoa; Arthropoda; Merostomata; Xiphosura; Limulidae. The transcript has 3 exons. Bases 73 to 312 code for a protein of 79 amino acids.